UUCUGGCUGCUGUUGCAAUGGCGUUUGCUGCGACAGCACUUUCCGGCAGCAGGGAAAUUGAGGAGAAAGCAGCGACAAACGUCGCGAGCGGAUACGUUAUACCCUCAAAUGUCUUUGGAUUUAUGCGAUAUUCGGUGAACUAACGUGUAUAUUGAUUGUAUACACCUUCACCUCGUGGAUGAGCUCAGUGUUCAACGUUUUUCAAGCGUGAAUCUCCACCUUAAUGCGGUGGGAUGGCCACAGUGCCGCCUGGGCCUAGUAGCGCACUGCCUGCAUCCCCGGCUGAUAUUUCUCCUUUCCCCGGGGCUGGGAGCGCGGAGCCGGCUGGGCACGACGGUGAGCCGGCCUAUCACAGGGAGGACCGUGUACCCGCCGGUACGGGGAAGACGUCGGAGUCGGUAAGCGAAGUUAACAGGUCGCUUAAUUAUAAGAAGCAGAAAAACAUGCUAGCUCGAGCUAGCCCGGCGGCGCUGCACCUCAAAAUGCAAGCCCGAGAGCAGCAGCAGCUAAACGGCUUGGCCGGCCCGUUAGAGGACGCUGACAGCCACCAGCAGCACGCAGGAAACCGGCCUGACAAUCCGAGACCGUCCGUGGACAGCUGUGACAGCAGCGGCAGCAAUGAGGAGGCUCCAGAAACCGCCAGAAACUACAGUGAGCGAUGCCAAUACGAAGGCCCCUUCUCGAAAAACGGCAGUCACUCUCCCUUAGUUAACAAUAGCAUGAACGGGAUGCCGGGUUUCACGAGAACUGAGGCGGCCCACGGACACCCAGGGGACAAAGGGGACGAGGAGUUCGACCUCACGGAGCCGCCGGACGACGCCGGGCCCGGUGGACAGGAGAGCCCCGCAGACCUGCAGCCACCGGCCGCGGAGCUGGCCCGGCUCGACCUCAGCGGGUCUCUAGGCCGAGCGGAAGAGGACAGCCACGGCAUCCGCUAUGUCCGCUACGAGUCUGAGCUUCAGAUGCCGUGGAUCAUGAGACUGAUCACCAAGGACUUGUCUGAGCCUUAUUCAAUUUACACCUACAGGUACUUCAUCCACAACUGGCCGCAGCUCUGCUUUCUGGCCAUGGUGGAGCAGGAGUGUGUCGGAGCCAUCGUAUGUAAGCUUGACAUGCAUAAGAAGAUGUUCCGUCGCGGCUACAUCGCCAUGCUGGCCGUGGACUCGAAACACAGAAGGAAAAGCAUUGGUACUAAUCUGGUGAAGAAGGCCAUCUAUGCCAUGGUGGAGGGCGACUGUGACGAGGUUGUAUUGGAGACUGAAAUCACCAACAAAUCAGCCCUGAAGCUGUACGAGAACUUGGGUUUUGUCAGAGACAAGCGGCUGUUCAGAUACUACCUGAACGGAGUGGACGCGCUGCGGCUCAAACUGUGGCUCCGCUAGAGGGACGGGUGAGGACGGGACAGCAGGUGCUGUUCACCUCGUACGCUAUCGGCUUGACAGCCUCAGCUCAGCCCUGGUCAUUUCACUCAUAUACACACACACACACGCACACACACACACACGCACACACAUACACACCUGUGUAUGCAUAGACACGCAAACCCUCUUUUUUUGUCCCUGACCUCUGAACAACUGUUGUUUAGGCAGAAACGGACUGACAUCCCACCUGAUCUUCUCAUGAAGGGGCCCCUGAUACUUUCUGUGACCCGGAGGGUGUCUGGAGGGUCCAUCAAGCUUGGAUGGACCCCCCCAGAGGAGAGGGCUCCUCACCAAGUCCUCCUGCAGAACACGGAACAAAAACAGACUUCAACUAAACAGCAACACGUGAAACAAGGAAGCGGGGCAGUAAAGAGAAAAAAAAAAAAAAAAAAAAAAACUACUGGGAAGAAAAUAGUUGUGGAGUUUAUUUUUGUGUUACUUUUUUUUAACCUUGUGAGUUGGACGGGGGGGGGGCGGAUGAAGCUAUAGUAUGACUGUGUUUGUACCGCCUCGUGUUUUUUUCUGGUGUGUGUGUGUGUGUGUGCGUGUGUGCGUGUGUGCGCGCGCGUGUGUGUGUUCGUGGCGUGGUUGGUUUCACUGUGAGCCAGUGUUUGUGUGACUGUGUGAGUGCGUGCUGGGUCUGAGUCGUGCGUACUUUUUGUGUCUUUUUGUUUUUCCAUCCUGUCCAAAGGGCACAGCGGCUCCGUGCUGCCAUCUCCCAUCACCCUGCCUCGGCCUCCAGGACUGAAGCCUGUAAAGAUAUGCAUGCAUUUAUUUUAACGUGAGUGCGGGGGGGAAAGUGAGCGCUGUGUGUGUGUGUGUGUGUGUGUGUGUGUGUGUGUGUGUGUGUGUUGAUGAACCCGGUCUGGGGCUAACCCUCCGAAACCCCCUUUCCUGUGUUUGGUGUUAGCAUGUUGGUGCAGAGCAGAAACAAAUCACUCCGAUAGCACACCACCUUGUUACUUCAGUGUUCUUCACUAAAUCGCUCAUCAUCAAACCCUGACAGUAUGUGCAAGCAGUUAGAUUUUGUUCUUCCUAUUUUCUGCAGAUCAGAACUUGUUUAUUUCCCCCGAAUGCACUGCCAGCCGCUGCAAAAUCCCCCAAAAAGGAGAAAAUUGAUUCUUUUAAAGAGACUCCUUGCCAAUGAUGAUGUGGUCAAAUGUGUCCUAGCCAUCUCAGUUUACUCCUUUAUUUUUUUUUUUGAUUAUUCGUCUGUUCUCCUCGAUGCAAGUGCCACUCGAUCCAUCAGACGAGCUCGCUAACGGGCGUCACGCCGAAGCCUCGGCACCAGACCGGAGGCGAAGUGUUGCGUAAUGCUGGAGUCCUGUUUGAGUAUGGUGUGUGUGUGUGUCUCUUGGUGGGGGGAAAAAAAAAAGGACGAUAGACGAAGUAUUCUCAGCAGAUUAUAUUUUAUUCUUUUUGUUUAGAUUGUCUAAUAUACACCUGUAUAACCUCACGCUGCUCAUAAGCGGCUGAGCCCACGAUGCACUUCCCCGGUGCCCUAAACUCGAUGCACAGCCAACCUCGCUAAAACAUCUGAUCUCCUCGGAUGCACCCGGACGUUCCAAUCCACACAUUUUGCUUCAACCGCUUUUGUUUUCUCCUUUUUCUUAAAAGUAAUAUGAACAAAGGUCAGAUGAACUUCUUUGGAAAUUGCUGCAGUGUGUAUGUGUCCGUGUGAAUGUGUCCCUGUUAGUUCUGACAAUGGUGUUGAUCUGUUAGACUUUUAUUUCUCUACCUUCAGAGGCCCCCGCACAGGAAAAACAGCAUAUAGCCUUUUGAGGUGCCGUGUUUUGUUCCGGCCCUAAUGAGGACGACAGGAAGUUACAAAACACACACUUUAUUUUUUAGUGCUCGCUGUGAUAGAAAGGGCAGGAGACCGUUAAUAAACCCUUAAAGCAGCUUUGAUCUUUUUAAAGUCAAAUCGACAAAAAACACAACCUCCAUCACGGGUUGUUAAUGCAAUUUUAUGUCAACUUCAAAUGAUGCAAUUGGACAUCUGCAUGCUUUUAUCAAACAAAAGUCUGCAGCAAACGUUCAUGGUCGUCGGAUGUUUUAAUGAUUCACUGUCUCAUGAGUUGCAGUCGUCUCCGUGAGUGACACCACGACGUUCGUGUUGUGGGUUUAAGACCAGCUGAGGUGUCUCCUGUCUGGAGCCCAGGAUGAAAGAGAGAGUAGAUGUCCACAGAGUUGCCACCUUCAUAACAGUGUGUGUGCGUGUGUGCGUGUGGAACUAAGGAUCAGAUGACCUAUUUUUUUUUUUUUUUUUUUUUUCAGAGUUGUAUAUGAGUGUUCUAUUCCUUGGAUAUAAUGAGAGCAUGUUUAUUUUUUUUUUGGUUGAAUUAUCUGUUGGGAAGGGGUGGGGGGGAGGUUUGGGUUGAUUUCUGUCAGAUUUGAUUUUUAUUUUUAAUUUCUGUGCUACUUCAGCCCAUCCAGAGUCGUAACAAGUAUUUUGAGCAGUUCAAAAUAGGCAAAACCCGCUCUACACCAUCACCGACUUUUACUGCUCAUCUGACGCUGUUUAAAUUUAAAUUAUCACCCCAUGUAAUCUCCCCCUGGUUUAUUUUGGAGGUUUAAAUCUUCUGCCCCUGUGUUUGGACACUUGUCUCCUCCGUGUCCCCCUCACUGUCUGGCCCUUUUCUUCUUGAACACGGUGACUACUGAUGGAUGAAAGGACAGGAUCGGUAACACCUAACAGAGUGAACCCGUCUUCAAACCAGCUGUCAGGAUGUAUGAGGAGGCGUUUUAGAUAUAGAAGGAAACGUGUCUGUAAAAUUUCUUUUUUUUUUUUUUUUGUUGGUUUAACUCCUGUGAAACUCUGGCAGUUCCUUGUGGGCAUUACAGCCUGUCACAAGGAGCCGAAGGGCUCCGUUUAGCUUAUGAUCACAGACUGAAGGGCUUUGACAUCAAUAUCAAUUCGUAGCCACGGCCUGCGGUGUUGCACAGCUCUCUCUGGUGAUGCAUUUGGAAUAAGUCUUGACUUUACACGCCAGUUCAGUGUUCACAGAUGUCGGAGGCAGUUUCUUUCCUCCUCCUGGACGUCCGCUGUGAUAUGCAGUUGGUAUAUUAUAACAAUCAAAAAACUUGCUUCUCUGUCCUCACCUGGGGCGACAUCUGCCAUCCUACAAUUCUAGUUUCACAACUAUAAACUCUCCCAGAAACCAGUUUGCUGGUCAGAUAAACCAGAUGUUUUGGCUGUCACGCCGCACCACAAAAAGAAAGCUGUGGUCCCGUCAAAAAAACCACAAAGUGGAGAGCAAAAGGUUUUUCUGCAUGUCACAUGUCUGUUUCCCCUGUUCCUCUACCCCGUCCCCUCUCUUGAUUUUGAUCUGGAAAUGUCCGAUAGCUUUUAUUUAAUGUGGAAAAAGAACACAGAAAUAAAUUAUUUGAUUUUUUUAA
Messenger RNA from Anarrhichthys ocellatus (wolf-eel), 4820 nucleotides. It is a transcript of the gene naa30, whose product is annotated as N-alpha-acetyltransferase 30, NatC catalytic subunit. The transcript is spliced from 4 exons. Gene Ontology annotation, molecular function: protein-N-terminal amino-acid acetyltransferase activity. The coding region runs from base 234 to 1382 and encodes 382 amino acids. Gene Ontology annotation, cellular component: NatC complex. Gene Ontology annotation, biological process: N-terminal peptidyl-methionine acetylation. NCBI's taxonomy places the organism in Eukaryota, Metazoa, Chordata, Actinopteri, Perciformes, Anarhichadidae. The record is from RefSeq and is a predicted model, not a curated record.